AUGGCUAUUACUCCAAAGACGCUCAUUGGCGAAAUUCGCAAGGGCCAUGAGCUGGACGUGACCAAGCUGGAGGCCUUUCUGCAGCGCGAGAUCAAGAAGGAGCUGGCGAUGCCGCUGACCAUCAAGCAGUUCAACGUGGGCCAGAGCAACCCGACAUACCUGAUCAUUGACAGCAGCGGCAGGAAAUUCGUUUUGCGGAAGAAGCCUGCCGGCCAGCUAUUGUCAAAGACUGCACACGCGGUGGAGCGCGAGUACCGCGUAUUGGAUGCGCUCGGACGCCACUCCAAUGUGCCGGUACCGCGCGUCUACGCACUGUGUGAGGAUCCGAGUGUUAUCGGCACGCCCUUCUAUCUGAUGGAGUUCCUGGAGGGCCGUAUAUUUCCGGAUGCGCGGCUGCCCGAGGUGCCGCCACACGAGCGCCCGCAGUACUGGUCGGCGCUGGUGAGCACUUUGGCGAAGCUGCACAAGGUCGACUACAAGGCCGUCGGGCUGGAGGGCUACGGCCGGCCGUCCGGGUACUACGAGCGCCAGCUGCGGAGUCUAAGCAAAGUCGAAGCUGCACAGGCUGCGGCCACUGACAAGCACGGCAAUGCCGUUGGCAGUCUGCAGCGUCUGGAUGAGCUGAAAUCGUGGUUCAGUCAGCGCGAAUGCCCCGACGAGACUGCGAUCGUCCAUGGCGACUUCAAGAUGGACAAUGUUAUGUGGCAUAAGACCCGGCCCGAGAUCAUUGGUAUUCUGGACUGGGAGCUGUCGACGCUAGGCAACCCGCGCACCGACCUGGCCAAUCUCCUGCAGCCGCUGCUGACGCCCUACAAUAUGCCUGGUCCCUUCAAAGGCCUGAAGGAUGCGCCUGCCAGCGAGUUCCCACCCGACGAGCAGGUGCUUCUGGGGCAGUACUGUAUGGAGAUAGGCCGCCCCUAUCCGCUCGCCGGCUGGGACUACGCGGUUGUGUUUGGGCUGUUCCGCAAUGCUGUGAUCAUGCAGGGCGUGGCUGCGCGCCUUGCCAAGGGCCAGGCGUCGUCAAGCUUUGCCAAUAUCGUCGCCAAGCAGUUCCCCGUCGUCAUGGCCCUGGCAAUGAGCGUCGCUGACGGCAGCUUCCGGACCAAGCAGAGCAAGCUUUAA
Molecule: messenger RNA, 1122 nt
Organism: Linderina pennispora
Lineage: Eukaryota; Fungi; Kickxellomycota; Kickxellomycetes; Kickxellales; Kickxellaceae
Product: APH-domain-containing protein
Exons: 2
Coding region: 1-1122 (373 amino acids)
Source: RefSeq, a predicted model, not a curated record